GUUUCUUUCUUAGACGUUUCCUACAUGUACAGUAAGGUUAUGGAUGCAUUGCAAGUAAGUGACAAGGUGUAUCAAUUUAGCUAAAUAAAAUGAGGACACGGAGUAUAAGUGUCGUAUGCUUUGGUGAGGAUUGUCUUAGGUAGUGACUCUGCUGGGUUUUUUCUUUGUUUUUGAUCCAUGAGGAAAGCCCAACUAUUGAGCCCAUUGAAAGUCUUCUUUUGACUUUCUAUUUUGGGAGCUAAUAAUAAAAAGAGGGUCAACCACUAUCUCAAAUACAAGGACAGAAAGAGAGCAGCUGAUAGAGAGAGAGAAAAAGUCAUAAAAACAUGAGCUGAAUGCUCAUCCAGUUUUUCAGCAGGCAGCAACAGAAAUGUUUUCGUUUCCCGGAGAUUGAACCGUUAGAUCGUCCUGAUUUUUGGACAGCUGCUUCACAGCAUCUGGGCAAACAUUCUGGACAGUGGAGAUUGGGUUUUGAGGCUUGGAGGUCAGGUUUCAUUGGUCUGGACAGUAACUAUUUUUCUGGUUCUUACUUCCAAGGAUAUGAUGAUUUUGUAUGCCUCUAGUAUUAUCUAGAGAAGACUUUGUACUGCUCCUUUGAUGAUGAUAGUGGAUUUAAGCGGCCAAAAUUUCGGUGUCUUUAUGUGGUGUGUGCUUACUGUUUUAUCUGAUUAUAUUGGUGUGUGGCAGCAAUAUUGUGUGUGUUCUAAUUGCAUUAAGAACACCCUAUUUGUUUGCAUCGUCAAAGGUUCAUUCAAGUUGGGAAAGUUUAGCCAAACGAAAAUUAUUCCGCAUUUUAUUAGUUACCGUUUGUGGCUGUUUUUCCCUUCAAACUCGAUCCAAAUUGAUAAAGAAAAAGAGUAUUUGAGAAGAGUGACAUACAGUAGCCUGAAUUGUUCGUUGCUUUCACUUUGUAACUUCAAUGAAAUUUGUUUCACCUUCUGAAAUUUUUUAGCAUCUCUGAAGUUAGAUGCGUAGUUCUCCGUAAG
This is a messenger RNA of Cuscuta epithymum, 986 nucleotides long. NCBI's taxonomy places the organism in Eukaryota, Viridiplantae, Streptophyta, Magnoliopsida, Solanales, Convolvulaceae. The record is from the annotation of a GenBank genome assembly.